This is a messenger RNA of Clarias gariepinus (North African catfish), 1333 nucleotides long. RefSeq names its product EPM2A glucan phosphatase, laforin (gene epm2a). The record is from RefSeq and is a predicted model, not a curated record. Gene Ontology annotation, cellular component: cytoplasm; nucleus. Lineage: Eukaryota; Metazoa; Chordata; Actinopteri; Siluriformes; Clariidae. Gene Ontology annotation, biological process: protein dephosphorylation. Bases 635 to 1249 code for a protein of 204 amino acids. The transcript is spliced from 5 exons. Gene Ontology annotation, molecular function: protein tyrosine phosphatase activity; protein tyrosine/serine/threonine phosphatase activity; starch binding.
CCUUAAACGGAUUGAUGGGAAUUAUAUCUGGGAAGAAUUGUGACCAAAUCUGCUUCGACUUCAUCAGCAUUUUCUUUUUUCAGACAGACAAAAGUACAGCAGUUUUAGACUUUUGUAUUUAUCUCUUAAACCAGUUUUUACUGUCAUCAGUCACUCUGUAUGUUCAAACACUGACUGACUUUCAUUCAUUUUGUCGGGUUUAUUUUUCCCCCCAUACACACGCGUUUCAAAAGGCUUCUGUAGGUACGCGUGUGUCUUUUGUGUUCUCGUACUAGAAUCAAUUAGUUUUGUUUCUCGGAUUGUUCGCAUGCUGCGAGUUUCUUUUCAUCAUGCAGCAGCACAUUUUUGGAUAUGCAUAAAGCCUUUUUUAGGGGGGAAACAAUGUGGCUUGAUUGCACGGCAUGGCUCUAUACUUUUAGUCUGUGCCAAGAAAACUAAUCUCAGUUCCCUCUGGCAGUCAGGACAUGCAGAAAUCAUAGCAUUUAAGCAGACGACGUGAUCAGCACUCGCAGGAUUGUGAGGUAACGGCCCGCAUCAUGAUCGGGAGUGUGUGUACGACCAGAGCAACACGGUGGACGGGGUGUACUGUCACCCGAUCGGACACUGGAUCGAGGCGAGCGGCCACACAGACGAGAUGAGGCACACGACCAACUUCUACUUCAGCGUCGCCGGACAACAGGCCAUGCACUUUUCCAAGAUUCUGCCCCAGAUUUGGCUGGGCAGUUGCCCCCGGCGGGUCGAGCACGUCACCCUGAAGCUGAAGCACGAGCUGGGCGUCACAGCAGUGAUGAACUUCCAGACCGAGUGGGACGUUAUGACCAACUCUCAUGGCUGCCGGCGUGAUUCCAACGAGCACAUGACCCCGGAGACCAUGAUGCACCUGUACAGAGACUGUGGUCUGGCUUACGUCUGGAUCCCGACGCCUGACAUGAGCACUGAGGGACGUGUGCGGAUGCUGCCCCAGGCCGUCUACCUGCUCUACGGGCUGUUAGAGAACGGUCACAGCGUGUACGUGCACUGUAACGCAGGCGUGGGUCGAUCCACAGCCGCCGUGUGCGGCCUGCUGAUGUACGUGCUCGGCUGGAGCCUCCGGAAGGUGCAGUACUACCUUACUGCCAAGAGGGCGGCGGUAUACAUCGAUGAGGAAGCUUUGGUACGAGCACGAGAGGACUUCCUGCUGAAGUUUGGACGUUUACGUCCCUCAGUAUGCUGGUCUGGGAUGCAGGAGGGAGGGCAGUGUGAGACAUAAAUAGAAGAGCGGAUACUAGGGGAAACAAAUGUUGUGUACGAAGGAUAAGUACUGGGUCCGAAUAAAAUAUUUAUAAAUCUUUUA